This is a messenger RNA of Helianthus annuus (common sunflower), 792 nucleotides long. RefSeq names its product protein FAR1-RELATED SEQUENCE 1-like. Gene Ontology annotation, molecular function: zinc ion binding. The transcript is spliced from 2 exons. Bases 1 to 792 code for a protein of 263 amino acids. Lineage: Eukaryota; Viridiplantae; Streptophyta; Magnoliopsida; Asterales; Asteraceae. Gene Ontology annotation, biological process: regulation of DNA-templated transcription. The record is from RefSeq and is a predicted model, not a curated record.
AUGGAGAAACAAGCAUCAGAAAUAUAUACCAAAACAAUUUUUAAAGAUAUUCAGAUUGAAAUUGAUGCUGCCAUUACAAAGUGUAUGUCAAAGUCUCAUGAUAUUGUGGGUGAUGUUCAAUAUUAUGAAAUAAAGGAUUUCAAACAGCCAUGCACAUCUUUAUUCAAGGUUCAAUACAGCAAACAAGAAGAUGGUUUAAGUAUAAGUUGUACUUGCAAACGGUUUGAACAAUUUGGUAUAUUGUGCCACCAUAUAUUUUAUGUUCUACGGUAUGAUGAUAUAACUGAGUUUCCUAGAAGAUAUGUUCAUAGAAGAUGGAUGAGAGAUGUUGUUUCAAAUGGAUCAAAUCAUUGCAAUAUUCGGUUUGAUGAAAUUGGUAGGAAUAGUGAAAUUGAUAAAGUUUUUAGAGAAAUCGUUGUUGCAAAUGAGUAUGUGGUUAAUAGGUUGGUUGGGGAUUUAGAUGAGCUGUGUCGUUACAGGGAUCAUAUUAAAAGUUAUAUUGAUAAAGCGGAUGAGGUUAUGGUUGCUGCGCCGCCUCCUAGUCACAAAGAAAGAUUUGCUGAUAUUGGAGGGAACUUAGAAAAGUCAGAUUCUAUGAUUCGUGUCCCGAUCAAAAUAAGGACCAAAGGAUGCGGUGUACAAAAAAGGAUCAAGUCUAAUCGUGAGAUUGCAAUUCAGAAAUCAUCAAAGAUCCAGAAAUUGUGCCGUGUAUGUGGUGGAAAAGGACAUAACAGUCGCACAUGUAUAGAUAAGGUUUCUUCUAAUGCUAUAGGUUCUAGCAAUGCAAUGUAA